Molecule: messenger RNA, 1984 nt
Organism: Chlamydomonas reinhardtii
Lineage: Eukaryota; Viridiplantae; Chlorophyta; Chlorophyceae; Chlamydomonadales; Chlamydomonadaceae
Exons: 7
Coding region: 334-1944 (536 amino acids)
Source: RefSeq, a predicted model, not a curated record
GUCGUGGGGCUCACGACGACUUGGUUCCUCAGUUCCAGGUCGCCAGUUCCUGCCAGUUCCGAUAUUUGUCCACUCGUUGCAGCUGUGUUACAAGCUCCUCACAAAUCCUGGUUGACUGCUGCGUCAGCCGCCCAGUUGUGUCCUGAGCGGGAGCCCCAUCUUGAGGUCCUGACACGGGUCCUGGUCGUGGCAAGGGCCACGAAAGGGCGCCAAAGAGCCACCUUUCUUGUCUUGACCCGGUGGACAGCAGCUAACACAUUGGAUUCUAUGUGUCAUACACGCCCCCGUGUGCGUCGCUUGUAGCUUGAUUGCAUGUGCACUGUCACGUACCGGAUGGCGCGUAGUUACCAUAUAAGGCACGUGCCGGUGGUGCCGGAUGGCGACGUGAUUCGCCUGGCUGCAUAUCACCGGCGGCGGCCAGCAGCUGACGGCGGCGGCGCAGAAGCACCCGGACCUCCACCAGUGUCACCGGGAGCCGGCACAGCAAGGACUGCAGCGGUGGCGGCGGCAGGCGCCGACCCUGCGCAGUCACAUGGUCAUGCCGGCGCCUGCGGCUCCAAGGCCUCCACAGCGGCUUCAGGGGCUCCGGCACUCGCUUGUGGUGUUGGCAUCGCGGCGUCGGCUGGACGCAACGGUCGUGCGCACAGCGCGGCUGGCGCGGCUGGGAUCCGGGCGCGCAUUAGCCAGCUGCAAGCACCCGCGGCGGUGGCACAUGGCACCGCGGCUCCAGCACCAGGGUCAGCAGCAGCUGCUCCUCCAGCCGCACCAGACCCAGAAGCCGCUGCCGGCGCCAAGGGCCGUCCGGCGGCCGGCGCUGCUGCUUGUGCAAGUGCUGGCGCCGCCGCUGGCGAUGGCGGCAGCGCUGCGCCGGACCCUGACGCCAGCGCUGCGGGACUCGGUUCACCAAGCCCACUGCAGCCGGGCCAGCAGCGGCAGUCGGGACUGGGCGGCGCACUGCACAAAGCGGCGGAGCAGGUGUCAGCGCUGGAGGCAGACCUGGCGCAGGCGCUUGCCGAGGCGGCGGCGCAGAGGGCGAGGGCGGAGGCGGCGGAGGCGGCGACGCAGCAGCAGCAAGAGCCGGUGGCUGAGCUGAAGAGGAAGCUGCAGGAGCAACGCGGGCAACUGCGGCGGCGGCGGCGGCGGCGUGCAUACCUGCCCAAUGCCCCCCGCCUGCCCCAGCCCCGGUGCAGACACGGGCAGGACAGUCUCAGCCGGCGCAGCAGGCUCAUGGAUUUCUGGCAGCACCAGCAGCGCGGGUCGAGCACCGGCCCCUGCCGCACAUCAUGCAUGAUGAAGCCGCCGCCCUCUGAAACGGCGUCGCGACCCGGCACGUCCGCGGCCCCUGUGGCGGGCUUGCGGGGGCUGCUGCACGUGUUGAUGCCUGCUACAGGGGAGGAAGAGGCGCAUGGCGCUGGCGGCGGCGCCACAGCCGCUGCCCCUCCGCAGCCAGGCACGGCGGCGGCGGCAGCAGCUGCGGCAGGGGCCGGAGCCGGCGCCCCGCAUGCCGCAGCAGCCGCAGCCGCACCUGCACGCACCGGCUGCGCCGCAGCUUCCGGCAGGCGGAGCAGCAGCAGCAGCAGCAGCAGCUACAUCCCUUGCAGUAACACCGCACGGCCGGGUCCGCCGGUGGUGCGUGUUGUGGACCUGCUCGGUCCGUGUGAGGCCACUCGGGCGUCGCCGCACGCCACAUUGGCUGCUGCUCCCUGGCGCAACCGCGGCACCGCCGGGCCACCGCACCCGCAGCCGCAGCCGCAGGCGUCCGAACCACCGGCCCCAAGCAUCACGAGUGUCAGCGAGCCCGCACCAGCCGCUGUGGCCGAAGUGCCCUCGUCGCUGUCCUCCUCCGCGCCCUUCCCUGCCGCCGCCGCCGGCCCCUCUCCGCAUCCCUCCGUGCGUAGCAGCUGCAUCCCACCCUCCGUAGCAGCUGCAUCCCACCCUCUGUAGCAGCGAACUGCAGCUGCAGCUGUCCCUGUCGCUGCAACAU